Messenger RNA from Histoplasma capsulatum G186AR, 453 nucleotides. Its product is annotated as RNP domain-containing protein. Gene Ontology annotation, molecular function: RNA binding. NCBI's taxonomy places the organism in Eukaryota, Fungi, Ascomycota, Eurotiomycetes, Onygenales, Ajellomycetaceae. The record is from RefSeq and is a predicted model, not a curated record. Bases 1 to 453 code for a protein of 150 amino acids. The transcript has 3 exons.
AUGGCUGAUGCGGGCGAUGUCGCCGAUGAGCGAUUGGAGACACAUGAAAAGCCUGGCUAUGAAGAAGAAGAAAUCGCCGCCAUGAAGCGGCGGGUGGCCGAGAUGGAAUCCGAAGCUGCCAAGCUACGAGAGAUGCAAGCGUCGCUGGACCAGCAGUCCGAGAGUCUGCGCGAGGAUAAAGAGGAUAUCGAUGCGCGGAGCAUUUUUGUCGGAAACGUCGACUACGGCGCCUCACCGGAGGAGAUCCAGGCGCACUUCCAGAGUUGCGGGUCGAUAAAUCGAGUUACUAUCUUGCUCGAUAAGUUCACUGGCCAUCCCAAGGGGUAUGCGUAUGUAGAAUUCACGGAGCCGAGUCUUGUGGCUCAAGCACUUGUUUUGAACGAGAGUGUCUUUCGCGGGAGGAACCUGAAGGCGAGAAAACUACCUCUUUCCCCAUCUCUUUUACUUGCUUAA